This is a messenger RNA of Trichoderma gamsii, 1335 nucleotides long. RefSeq names its product major facilitator superfamily transporter. Bases 1 to 1335 code for a protein of 444 amino acids. The transcript has 4 exons. The record is from RefSeq and is a predicted model, not a curated record. Gene Ontology annotation, cellular component: fungal-type vacuole membrane. Gene Ontology annotation, biological process: transmembrane transport. Gene Ontology annotation, molecular function: transmembrane transporter activity. NCBI's taxonomy places the organism in Eukaryota, Fungi, Ascomycota, Sordariomycetes, Hypocreales, Hypocreaceae.
AUGGCUCACUCUAGCCAAGGACAAUUAAUUCUUAUGGAAGAGUUCCAAGGGGAUCGUUCAACAGAGCUGAACCAUAACGGAACAGAAGAUGCGGUGCAACGUUCGCUUCCACCCACGGAUGGCGGUAGAGACGCAUGGUUGGUAUUAGCUGCAUGUUCAAUCACAGAGGCGCUGAUAUGGGGGUUUCCUUUUGCCUUUGGUGUUUUCCAAGAGUACUAUUCUAACCUAGAGCAAUUUUCCAAGAAUAGCCAUCACCUUGCUGCUAUUGGUACUACUGCAACGGGUGUGAUGUAUAUAACUGCGCCUAUUGUUUAUGGGAUUCUUCGAAGAUACCCAUAUUAUCGAAAAGCAAUUAGCGCAAUUGGCUUCAUUAUUGUAGUAGUAAGCCUGGUUAGUGCUUCUUUUGCAAAUACCGUCUCGCAACUUCUGGCAACACAGGGUAUACUAUACGCGUUUGGCGGAUCGUUGCACUAUUUCCCAGCUUUUCUUUACCUGGAUGAGUGGUUUGUUAAACGCAGAGGACUGGCAUAUGGCAUCUUUAUUGCUGGCGGGGGUGCCUCAGGGAUUGUGGUGCCAUUCCUUAUGGAAUGGAUUCUACACCAUUGGGGUUUUCGGACUGCCCUCCGUGUUUGGGCUAUCAUCUGCAUUGUGAUUACUGUUCCAGCCUUUGUCGCCUUAAAACCACAUCCAGCAAGUAUUCAUUCUCAGCGAGUCGGCCAAAAGCUGGAUUUUCGGUUCCUCAAAAGCCCUGCUUUCUGGAUUUUGUUUAUGGGAAACAUCGUUCAGAGUCUUGGUUAUUUCAUGCCACUAUUAUAUAUGCCAUCAUUUGCAGCAGCUCAAGGCUGGUCCCAUCUUACAGGUACAAUUGCUAUAUCACUAUGCAAUGGCGCUUCUGUAAUAGGAGCAUCGUUUGUUGGCUGGCUAAUUGACCGUUACCAUGUGACAACGGCUAUCAAUUUCUGCACUAUAGGGACUGUAGUUGCCGUGUUCAUGUUUUGGAGCUUUGCGCUAUAUCAGCCUCUGUUUUUUAUCUUCGCUAUAAGCUAUGGUUUAUUCGCCGGGGGGUUCUCUGCAACAUGGUCCGGCUGUAGUAAUCCCAUACGCCGUGGAUACCCGGUUGAGACUGGCAUGGUUAUCUCACUUUUCACUGCUGGAAAAGGGAUUGGUUCUGUUAUAUCCGGUCCCCUUAGCGCAAUCUUGGUUACGUCUGACAGCUGGAGGAGCCAACUAAGAUUUGCGUAUGGCAGUGGUUACGGGCUGUUGAUUAUAUUCACUGGUAUUACAGCUUCAUUUGCGAGUGUGGGAUGGGUUGGGAAAAAAUUUGGGCUGGUUUGA